CUUUACAAAGUAACCUCUUAAAGGGCCACAUUGUGUUGCCCCCUCCGGGGGCUUUCUCGCACCCUGAUCCCUCCUUCAGGGCUUCGGAAAGCUGUUCUGCCCUUUAUCAAGACAGGAGCGUUGAGGAGACUGAGGAGGAAGGAAUGAUUUCUGGGUUCCUGCCCUCCAGCUUUCAGGAAUCAGUGACAUUCAAGGAUGUGGCUGUGGACUUCACCCAGGAGGAGUGGAGAAGGCUGGGCCCUGCUCAGAGGGCCCUUUAUAGGGAGGUGAUGCUGGAGAACUAUGAGAACCUGGUCUCUCUGGGGCUUCCAGUUUCCAAACCAGAUGUUAUCUCCCAGUUGGAGAGAGGUCGGGUGCCCUGGAUGCCAGAGGGCGAAGUCUUAAGAGGCGUUUGUCCAGAUUCCCUUAGUCGUUAUGCCAAGCGUGAAAUCCAGGGCUCACCUCCAACACAUGGCAGCCUUCCCAUGGGAGCUCCAUUACAGCAAAGCCCACCAAAGGAUGGUCCUUUGUAUUCCAAAAUAGGAAAAGCUGGGGAGUGGAAUGUCAGGUUACAGAGACAGAAGACUAAACAGGAGAAACAAUUCAGACAAGUAACAGUCACUCACAGAAGAGCUUUGAAUAAGGGGAGUGUCCCCGAAUGCAAUACAUUCGGAAGAAGCUUUAGUCUGGGGUCAAUCUUUGUUUUACAGCCAAAAGUUCCUCCAGGAAGAAGCCUCCAUAAAUAUGAUACACCGGGAAAGAACAUCAAAUCCUUUUCAGACCUAAUUAAGCGUAGUAGGAUCUCCCCAGGGAGUAAGCUUUACAAAUAUAAUAGAUGCAGGAAGCCCUUCAGUUACCACUCAGACCUCAUUCAGUUCCGUAGACUCCAUCCUGGAGAAAAGCUGUAUGAAUGUAAUGAAUGUGGCAAAACCUUCGGCAGAAGGUCGUAUCUUACUCAGCACCAGAGCGUUCACACUGGAGAGAAGCCCCACAAGUGUAAUGCAUGUGGGAAAGCCUUUAGUCGGUGGGGAAGCCUGACAGAACACCAGAGAAUUCAUACCGGAGAGAAGCCCUAUCAAUGUAACGAGUGUGGAAAAGCCUUCAGCCAGAGGGGGCAUCUGAUUAAACAUCAGAGGAUUCACACGGGGGAGAAACCUUUUCAAUGUAACGAAUGUGGCAAAGCCUUCACCCAGAGAGGGCAUCUUAUUGACCAUCAGAGAACUCACACCGGAGAGAAGCCCUAUCGGUGUAAUGAAUGUGGGAAAGCCUUCAGUACAUGUUCUUCCUUUAUUAAGCAUAAGAGAAUCCACAUUGUAGAGAUACCCCUUACUCAAUGUGAGAAGGCCCUCAAUCAGUGGGAACAUCAAAGGAUUCAUACGGGGUCAAAGCCCUUUGAGUGUGAUGACUGUGGGAAAACAUUUAGCCAGAGGGGAAACCUUAAUAAACACAGGAGAAUUCACACUGGAGAGAAACCCUUUGCAUGCAAUGAAUGUGGGAGAGCCUUCAGCCAGAGUGGUCACCUUACUGAACAUAAGCGAAUUCACACUGGCGAAAAGCCCUAUCAGUGCAACGAAUGUGGGAAAGCCUUUCGGCAAAACUCAAACCUUACUCUGCAUCAGAGAAUUCAUACUGGAGAGAAACCUUUUAAAUGUAAUGAAUGUGGGAAAACCUUUAGCCACAGGACUUCUCUUAUUUAUCAUCAGAGAAUCCAUUCUGGAGAGAAGCCCUAUGAAUGUAAUGAAUGUGGGAAAGCUUUCAACCAGAGAGGAAAACUUACUGAACAUCAGAGAAUUCAUACUGGAGAGAAACCUUUUGAAUGUAAGGAAUGUGGGAAAGCCUUCAGCCACAGGGGGAACUUUACUGAACACAAAAGAAUUCAUACUGGAGAGAAACCGUUUGUGUGUAAUGAAUGUGGAAAAGCCUUCAGUCACUGGUCAUCCUCGAUCUAUCAUCAGAGAAUUCAUAAUGGAGAGAAGCAAUAUAAAAGCAACAGACGUGGAAAAGCCUUCAGUCAGAGGGGCCAUCCUCUUCCACAGCAGAGAAUUCAUCCUGAGGAGAAGCCCCCCAAAUUGAAUGAGUGUGGGAAAGCUUCCAGUACCAGCUGAACCCUCUGGAAGUGUCAGGCCAUUCAGGCCAAGUUGUAAUGACCAUGGGGAUCCACUUGGGCCAGGUUCAUGUCACCAUAGAGACUUCAGGCAUCUUCAAGGGGAAAGGUUUACAUGGGGAAAGUUUCCUAAAGACUUGUCAUUUGUCACAUAAUAGAGAGUCAAAACUGCAACAUUUGGUGCAUCUUGUUUGGUGCUUUGAGAGGUAAUGACUGUUCUUGCUAUGAUGUCCCUCUUUGCUGUCAUUGUGGGGAGGCACAUUGCCGAAGUGAGGUCAGCACGGGAGGCUGAUGCAGGAUCUGAACCAGCCCCUAGCCUAUGAGAUUACAACAAAUCACUUGGGGUACCUUUUUCUUCUAAACUCUAUACUAGUAAACAAAACCUACAUGACUAUGACAAAAAUAAAAAGAAGUACUCUUAGGUUAAAUCAUAAAUUCCAUUUUUUAAAGUCUGUUAAGCAUUUAACAAUUUCUAUUAACUAUGACAAGAUGGCAACACAAACAUCCCAUUGGCUUCCUGGUUCCUUCAGAAUGCUUUUUCCUCUGGUGAUUUUUCAGAGUUAGGUUGUUGCUGUUACUUAGGUCUUUUUAGCCAAUGCCUGUACUGUUCUUUUCAUUUUUCUUGAUUUUAUUGAGUCUGUAUCAUUUCAUAAAA
This is a messenger RNA of Vombatus ursinus (common wombat), 2738 nucleotides long. Its product is annotated as zinc finger protein 260-like. The transcript has 5 exons. NCBI's taxonomy places the organism in Eukaryota, Metazoa, Chordata, Mammalia, Diprotodontia, Vombatidae. Gene Ontology annotation, molecular function: RNA polymerase II cis-regulatory region sequence-specific DNA binding; DNA-binding transcription factor activity, RNA polymerase II-specific. The record is from RefSeq and is a predicted model, not a curated record. Gene Ontology annotation, biological process: regulation of DNA-templated transcription. The coding region runs from base 144 to 2084 and encodes 646 amino acids.